Molecule: messenger RNA, 1174 nt
Organism: Centropristis striata (black sea bass)
Lineage: Eukaryota; Metazoa; Chordata; Actinopteri; Perciformes; Serranidae
Gene: pttg1ipb
Product: PTTG1 interacting protein b
Exons: 8
Coding region: 32-547 (171 amino acids)
Biological process (GO): protein import into nucleus
Cellular component (GO): nucleus; cytoplasm
Source: RefSeq, a predicted model, not a curated record
CUCUUGAGAAACAUUACUGCUCGUUACUUCCAUGCACUCGAUGCUUUCUACUCGUCUCACGAUGACCGGAGUUCACUCAGCUUCAGCUUUUGUUUUUGCUCUGGUUUGCUACUGUGUCGUUACAUCCACAGAGGCGCAGUCACCGACUCCAGCUCCGACUCCUUGUGCCUUGAGAUCCAACACCAGCUGUGCUGAAUGCCUGCAGAAUGUGACAUGUUUGUGGUGCUCACCUACCAAACAAUGCAUAGACUACCCAGUGAGGAACAUCCUGCCCCCCAGCAGUGUGUGUCCAUUGAAUGAUGCACGAUGGGGGUUGUGUUGGGUAAACUUCCAGAUUUUGAUCAUCACCAUGUCUGUGGUUGGCGGCGCCCUCAUCAUCGCUCUUCUUGUUUGUUGCUGCUGCUGCUGCAAAUGUGAAAGAAUCGGGAACAAGAAAGAAGACGCAAAGGUGGAACGACAGAACCGUGCAAGGAAGAGCCGUCAGAAAGCAAAGAGAACAGAAAUGCAGCUGAGACAUGAUGAAAUCAGGCAGAAAUAUGGUCACUAACUGUGUUCAUAAGGUAUAGCCAAGGAUAAUCCAUACGCCCGUAUGGACGAUCACUGAGGAGAAUCUGAGCGAUGAUUCCUUAAAAAAAAUCCCUCCCAAUGAUUUUAUUGAUAACAGUAACAUUGAGAUACAUACCAUAUUAGAAACUGUUCAAUGUGAUUUGAUUUCAGUUUUUCCAAACAAAAUGUUCUGAAAUUAUUUUUACUGAGUGUGCACUAUAUUUCAAACACAGUCUCUUCACCUAAUGUUUCAUAUUUUGUACACAUUUUUCUCUACUAUUAUACCAGAAUAAUAUUACUCAUGACUUAAUUUUGAUAGAAAUGAUUGAAGGAGAACUUGUUCGGUUAACUUGAAACUAUUGAUUUAAGGGCUAAUCUGUCAAACAUAUUGUCCACGAUGAAAUGCAAACAAUAGUGUGUUAUUUAGCAUAAAAUGCUUAUUAUAUGAUUUCUACAACUCCAGAACAGAUCAGAGCUUGUGGUGCUUCAUUUAUAACCACUUCAUUUUCAUAUUGUCUUUGCAAUACACACCAUUUUACUGAUCUUUACUGAAAGUACAUUUUAUUUUUAUAUAUAUAUAUAAAAAAUCACAUAUAACAUGUAACUCAUUUUAUACAUUGUUUGCUGU